AGACCCACCUAACACUUCAGUUUUUGAUUUUGAUAUAAUUUCAACUUCUUCUUCUUCUUCUUCUUGUUGGGAGUUUUCAAAGUUUCAAUCUCUCUAAACUAGCAAAUCAAAACUUGGGUCAAUAAAAGAACAAAUAUUUUGUUCUAAAUCUUUGAAAUUUGAAGUGGGUCUUAUUUGUUUUUGGUGUUUAAAGGCUUCUCAAGACCUUUUUCUCGUUGUCUCUGGUUCAAGAAAAGUUCAUUUUUUUUGAGUUUUUGUUGUUUCAUGCAAAAUAAUCAAAAUCAUGGCUUGUUUAUUGAAGAGUGGCUGCACUGUUAAUGUUUCUGGACUGAAUAAUGAGACUAUUUUCAGAUCAAAAUCCAAUGGGAUUGCUGGGUUUUGUCAAUCUUUUAAAGAAUUUGAAUCUGAAUCCAAAUCCAAAGGCUUUCCUGUGUUGAGAAUUGAUUUCAAGAGUGGUGAUCCUUUAAUUUUACCAUCAGAUCAUAAGGGUGGUUUUAAAAACUGGAGCAGUAAAUCUACAAGGAAAUUUUCAGUUCAUGCACAAGCUUCAAUCUGUGUGAGCAGAGCUAUGAGAUGGUGGGAGAAGACCCUGAAACCUAAUAUGGUAGAGAUCCAUUCUGCUCAACAACUUGCUGAAUCUUUGGUUAAUGCUGGUGAUAGAUUGGUCAUUAUUGAUUUCUAUUCUCCAGGUUGUGGAGGCUGCAAAGCUCUUCAUCCUAAGAUUUGUCAGCUAGCUGAAUCAAACCCUGAUGCAAUAUUUCUGAAAGUAAACUAUGAGGAGCUUAGAACAAUGUGUCACAGUCUUCAUAUUCAUGUCCUCCCAUUUUUCAGAUUCUAUAGAGGUGCAGAGGGUCGUCUUUGUAGCUUUAGCUGCACUAAUGCAACUAUCAAAAAAUUCAAAGAUGCAAUGUCAAAGUAUGGCCAAGAUCAGUAUAGCCUUGGUCCAGCAAAGGGCUUAGAAGAAUCCGAGUUAUCGGCGUUAGCUUCUGUUGGCGAAUUGCCAAAGAACUUGUCAUCACAGUCAGCUAAUGAAGAAAGAAUUGAGGAUUUGAUUAUGAAAAGCAUUGAGUUGAAUAGUGUUUGGACCAAAUCUGGGAAUAAGAUGGAUCUUAAAGAAGAAAAUGCAAUUGGAGUAUGAAAUAUAACAGUUAUAGUUCAUUGAUAGAGUAUUUUCUGUUAAUUCUUGAAAUGUAAAUAUGUAUCAGUUUCUUGAUUUUCCAUCAGCAGGCUUCUAAUUUUUUUCAUAUUGAAGCCUGCCAAUUUGGUUAAUUGGGAAUUGGAGAUGGAAAAUUACUGUCAAGGAAUUAUUACAUUUACACCCAUUUAGCAAGAAAUGAAGGCAAUUUUUAGCUA
Molecule: messenger RNA, 1353 nt
Organism: Mercurialis annua (annual mercury)
Lineage: Eukaryota; Viridiplantae; Streptophyta; Magnoliopsida; Malpighiales; Euphorbiaceae
Product: thioredoxin-like 1-2, chloroplastic
Exons: 4
Coding region: 284-1138 (284 amino acids)
Biological process (GO): cell redox homeostasis
Source: RefSeq, a predicted model, not a curated record